This is a messenger RNA of Myotis myotis, 1369 nucleotides long. It is a transcript of the gene TMED10, whose product is annotated as transmembrane p24 trafficking protein 10. The record is from RefSeq and is a predicted model, not a curated record. The transcript is spliced from 5 exons. Gene Ontology annotation, cellular component: endoplasmic reticulum; COPII-coated ER to Golgi transport vesicle; endoplasmic reticulum-Golgi intermediate compartment. The coding region runs from base 78 to 740 and encodes 220 amino acids. Gene Ontology annotation, biological process: endoplasmic reticulum to Golgi vesicle-mediated transport; Golgi organization; intracellular protein transport. NCBI's taxonomy places the organism in Eukaryota, Metazoa, Chordata, Mammalia, Chiroptera, Vespertilionidae.
GGUAGGCCAGAGGUGAGUCACGUGGGCCCUCCGGUUCCGCCGCGGCCGAGGCCCGGGUGUUAACAGUCUCCGGCACCAUGUCUCGUUUGUCUGGCCUACAAGUCCAGCGUGGCCCUUGCCAGUUAGCAUUGCUGCUUUUACCUCUCCUGCUCGGCCCCAGUUCGGUUCUCGCCAUCUCCUUCCAUCUGCCCAUCAACUCCCGCAAGUGUCUCCGCGAGGAGAUCCACAAGGACCUGCUGGUGACGGGCGCGUACGAGAUCACCGACCAGUCUGGGGGUGCUGGCGGCCUGCGCACCCACCUCAAGAUCACAGAUUCUGCUGGCCAUAUUCUGUACUCCAAGGAGGAUGCAACCAAGGGGAAAUUUGCCUUUACCACUGAAGAUUAUGACAUGUUUGAAGUGUGUUUUGAGAGCAAGGGAACAGGGCGGUUACCUGACCAACUCGUGAUCCUAGACAUGAAGCAUGGAGUGGAGGCGAAAAAUUAUGAAGAGAUUGCAAAAGUUGAGAAGCUCAAACCUUUAGAGGUAGAGCUACGACGCCUAGAAGACCUGUCAGAAUCUAUCGUUAAUGAUUUUGCCUACAUGAAGAAGCGAGAGGAGGAGAUGCGCGAUACCAAUGAAUCAACAAACACUCGGGUCCUAUACUUCAGCAUCUUUUCAAUGUUCUGUCUCAUUGGACUAGCCACUUGGCAGGUCUUCUACCUUCGCCGCUUCUUCAAGGCCAAGAAGUUGAUUGAGUAAUAAGGCCUACUCUCCUCCCACCUUGUAUCUCAGCCAGCAGAACAUCACUGGGACGUGCCUGGCCUAAGGCAUCCUAUCAACAGCACCAUAAAGGCACGUUGGAACUUCUUGCCAGAACUGAUGUCUCUUGGUGUGGGAGGACAUGGGUUACCACCUACACCCAACAAGUCAUUGAGGGACUUCUUUUUAACUUGAUCGGAUUUGGACUGGUUUUGCAACAAUAGGACUUAAUAGAGUCACCUGUGACAAAAAAUAGGGGUUACCUAGAUAAUGCCAAAGCCAGCAUUUGUACUGGGUUUCCUCAUGUGAUCUGUUUAAACCAUGUUUUCUUUCCUUCUCCCACUUGCUCACCAGCUCGGGCUUCCACUCUAGUUCCUUUACCAAGAUUUGAAUGACCAUGUGGAACUUGUUUUAUUCUCAUUGUCCUCUUUGGAUUUCUGUGUGAAAACACCCUUAACUUUAUCUUAACCAUUAGCUGAAAUGUUUAGAUAGCUUCUGGAGGUAUCCUUUCUUAAUUUUAUGUCUCAUAAAAGGGUGAUGGAUGUGACACCUCAUAGAAAUGAGCUUUGAACUAUAGAUAACUCUUUUUAAAAUUUUUCAUUUUAGAGAAUUAAAACAUUUGUGCUCAA